Trichosurus vulpecula (common brushtail) is the source of this 2032-nucleotide messenger RNA. RefSeq names its product SCAN domain containing 1 (gene SCAND1). Bases 217 to 708 code for a protein of 163 amino acids. The record is from RefSeq and is a predicted model, not a curated record. NCBI's taxonomy places the organism in Eukaryota, Metazoa, Chordata, Mammalia, Diprotodontia, Phalangeridae. The transcript is spliced from 2 exons.
GAUUGAGCAAUCGACCAUAGAGAAGCUGCUUCCGCUGCCGAAGUUUUCCGCUUCCUUCACGUUUCCGUUUAACGCUUCGCAGACCCUGUGUUUAAAUAGCCUGUCUCUGUGGCUGCUGCAUCGCGACGUGAGGAGGUUGGGUGGGUGCCAGGCUUCAGCGCAGGCGCAGAGAGGCCCCAAGUCGCGAGACAAAGGGUGACACCGGGAGCCGUCGAGAUGGCGGCGGAGCUGGGGAGUGCGGGCCGGGCGAGCCCAGCGCCCCCGGAGAUAGAAGCAGCUUCAUCGGCGAAACUGGAGGAGCCUGGCGCUAGCCUGGAGUCCCCUGAGGCCGCGGCCUCGCUCCCUGGGCCUACGGCCCCCGAGGCCUCUCGCCCUGGUCCUGCAGCCCCCACCGCCUCACCCCCUUCCCCGGGCCAGCUCCCCGCCGCCCUCGAGGCCUCGCCUCCGGCCCCCGGCCCCCCGGGGUCCCGGCCCGGCCCGGAGACGUUCCGCCAGCGCUUCCGGCAGUUCCGCUACCACGAGGCAGCGGGGCCGCGCGAGGCGUUCCGCCAGCUCCGAGAACUCUCCCGCCAGUGGCUGCGGCCCGAGGUCCGAACCAAGGAGCAGAUCGUGGAGAUGCUGGUGCAGGAGCAGCUCAUGGCCAUCCUGCCCGAGGAGAUCCGGGCCCGCCGGCGAGGCCGCCGUGGAGAUGUGCGCAUCACGGGCUGACCUAGGGGACCCGAGGCCCCGCCGGCUGGCGAGCGAGGAGCGGCCUCCGGGCGCCGGCCGCGCAGAGGAGGAGCCGGCGGUGGCAGUGGGGACCCUGGAGCCGCGUUGGGCCUCACUGUAGCGAGCUUGAAGCUUUUUCCCUCACCGAGGGGGCCGGCGAGCUCCCGUUGUGUUGUCUGUCCGCACCCGCCACCGCAUUAAUGAAAGCUGAUUUUUGGCAGUCGUGGCCUGUUCUGACUCUUUCCUUCGCCUCUUGGUUUUCUACUCCCUGGCAGCCUCCAUCCCCUUUUCCGUGUGGCUAACUGGGGAGGGGGGGAGGGCUCCAUUCCUCAGUGGGUCAUUUUAGCUAACUGCUCAGUCCCAGUGUCUGUUCUUUCUGCUGGAGCACCUCAUGUACAGAGACCUGAUCGAUGUCCUGUGUCUGUUAGUGUUACUUUUUCGUGAAAGGUCAGAGGACCUGCAGCAGACCUGACUUAAAUAGUAAAGGCUUUUUGUUGUAGCAGAUUGUUGCAGAUUUAUGAAAAGAUCAUUCUCGGUCCCUUUCGUGUUAUUUUCGGUAGUGCCUUUUACAUGCAUUAUAUCUUUUUAAGUGACCAGGCUCAGGGAGAUCAAGAGACGGCCUAGGGUACACAAUUGAUAUUAGAAUCGGGGCUUUUUGUGCACUGUUUGAGAAUGCCUUUGUAUUGACUGUAUGGUAAUUUCCAGAUUCAUUAAGCGUGUUUAGCAAGAGAUUAUUGCAGAAAUGAGGUUGACCUAUAAUAGCUGCCUGGGUUGGUAACUACCCACUGAGCCAAAUGUAAUGGAUUUCCUCUUUAUUACAACUCCAUAUUAACAAGUAUCAAACCACUUGUUUUUAGUUUAGUCCUUCACUCUGCCAUCAACAUUAGGGAGAAAAACGGGCAUCUGCUUCUUGCCCUUGGCCAGUAUUGCCUGGAGUGGAAUUCCUCAGUGCUGGUGGACCCCCAAGGACUGGCAGCAUUAGUGAACUGUUUGUGACAUUGGUUUUCAGUGACUGGAAUCAGCAGUGGGCCCUCGUGGGACUUGUGCCUAGCUGGUGCCUUUUUUUCUAGUUAUUCUGGAGUGUGUCUGAAACGUUCACACGUGACUAGCUAAUAGCUACUUUUUUUUUUUUGUUUUAGUGUUGGGAAACAUGCUAAAACAUUUGGCAUAUGUCACAGCUGAAAGUAUCUGGAGCUGGAGAAUGUAACCAUAGCCAGUUUGGUGCUUCUGCAGACAUUGUAUUUCCUCACUUCACUGGCAAGCAUCAGGUGUUCCUGGCAUUUUUACCCUCUUAAAAAGCAUUAAAUUAUUAAUCAGAAAAGGA